UAAGUGUAUGUAAACUUCCGACUUCAACUGUAUAUGAACUAUAAAGAUAUUGUUGCCAUGCCAGUCUUUUUAGAUGAUACUAUGGAUGAUGCUACGUUUUUAGCACUUGCAGGUGGAUUGAAUUUAGCAAAUCAACCAGUUAUUUUAAGUUCUUCCAUGUGUUGUCUUCCAGCAAAGCUAACAGAACAAGCAGCUCUGUGCUUUGAAAUGGCAGAAGUUUUCACAAUGCUGCUCACUUCCUGGACUUAGUGUCAUACAUUUUUUGUGCAAGAGAGGAACUGGAGAAAAAUAUCCGUGGCUGAGGAUGACUAGUAAAAGAAACCGCACAAUGAAUGCAUGAACAGUAGGGUCUAACAGGAAAUAUUGUGUCCAGAGUUUUUAUUUUAGUCUGAAACGUUUUAACUAACUGGAUCUGAAUAUAGUAAGACUAGAGAAGGAGCUGUAACUACGUGUGGGCGAGUUUGUUGUUGCUGUUAGGAUGUCUCUGCUCUUUCAUUUGUUGUGGUGUUCUCUGGCAAGGCUGGGAUUGGAAAGUGCGUCUACUGGUCUAGUGAGUGACAGCAUCAGUCUUGGAGAAUUUGAAUUGAAGCUAGCUAUUUCUUAUGCUUAAUGCAAUAUGCUGUGUGCAUGUGUUUAUGAAUAACUUAAAGACCACUUCUCAAUAUUGUGAUUGUUCUACACUAAUGAAAUGGCCCUUUUGCUUGGAAAGGGAAUUGGGUCAAUUGACAAAAAUUUCUUCAGUAAUGUUGUAAGAAGACUGUCACAUUUGCAAAUAAAUGUGCUUAGGAAUGGAUUUUAACAAAUUUAAAGUUUAUAGAGGGUGGGGAAGAAAUUUGAGACAACUUGACAAUUUUCAUUGAGAUUUCCCUUUUAUAGUUCAUGACUUUCCAAAUCUCACAGUUUACACAGGGCCACCUGUUUCCAGAGCUUGUUUGUUAUAUUAACGUGCGUGUGUGUAUUUGGGUCCCAGGGACAGGUAGUAAUGUGGUGAUGUGCUGUAGUUCAUUCAUUCCUUGAGUUGAGACUGCCUCUAGGGAGCACUGAGAGUUUGCGAGGCACCGUACCAGUGAGACAGUGACUCAGUCUAGGCUGAGCUCUUGUGGUGCUUCUCCGUGGUCUGACCUCGGUUCCACAGCGUGCGCCAGUCACAGAGGAGCUCAACUUGAGAUCCUGAAGAGCCUCCUGUGUUUCAGUGAGUAUUGUGACAGCAGCAGGAGUAGUGCAUUGAAAAUAAGCUCCCGCAACGGGACUCGACGAGCUCAAACAGGACGGUAAAAUCCACAUAAUAGUCAUCUCUCAAAGCCUGCUGUCUUUAGACGUCGUUCCUCUUUUGAAGUGGGCCAUGAGGGCAGAAUGUUUGACGCUGGUUGCCUUAUUGGCGCUGGAAUAUGUGUGUCGGAGUGAAGCCAUGUCCACCUGUAAGUCACUGGACUUGGAGCUGGUGAAGAGGAAACGUAUUGAGGCCAUUCGUGGACAGAUACUGAGCAAGCUGCGGCUGCCCAAGGAGCCAGAGAUUGACCAGGAGGGAGACUCUGAGGAGGUCCCAACCUCCCUGAUGUCCAUCUACAACAUCACAGUGGAGCUGAGUGAGGAGCAGGUGCAGACGUACAUACCGCCCACUCGGGAUGCAGAAGAGGAGGCAUACUUUGCAAAGGAGGUCCACAAGUUCAACAUGAAACAAAGUGAGAACACCAGUAAGUACCAAAUGCUCUUCAACAUGUCUGAGAUGCGGUCUGUAUUGGGGACAGAUCGACUGCUCUCUCAAGCUGAGCUCCGUCUCCUCAUCAAAAAUCGUGGCAUGCACGACAGCAGUGAGCAGAGGCUGGAACUCUACAGAGGCACUGGAGAUAAGGCACGUUACAUGAAGUCCCAUUUUGUCUCAAAGGAAUGGGCCAAUCGCUGGGUCUCCUUUGAUGUUACACAGACUCUGAGGGAGUGGCUGAAAGGGGCUGGAGAGGAGCAAGGAUUCCAAUUGAAGUUGCCUUGUGAAUGUGGGAAAGCAAUGGAAGAAUUCCUCUUUGAAAUAUCAGGGAUGAACAAGCCAAGGGGAGAUAAAGAAACUCUCUUCACGAACAUGCCAAAGCCUCACAUUUUACUGAUGUCACUUCCUGUGGAACGCCACAGCCAGCUUAGCUCUCGGAAGAAACGACAAAGCACUACUGAAGAGAUCUGCUCAGACAAAUCGGAGAGUUGCUGUGUGCGAAAGCUUUACAUUGACUUCCGUAAGGACCUGGGCUGGAAAUGGAUCCAUGAACCCACUGGCUACUUUGCUAACUACUGCAUUGGCCCAUGCACCUAUAUAUGGAACACAGAGAACAAGUACUCCCAGGUACUGGCUCUGUAUAAGCACCACAAUCCUGGAGCCUCUGCCCAACCUUGCUGUGUUCCACAGGUCUUGGAGCCCCUACCCAUUCUCUACUAUGUGGGUAGACAACACAAGGUGGAGCAGUUAUCCAAUAUGAUUGUUAAGUCCUGCAAGUGUAGCUAGAAUUACAUAUAUAUCCAUUUUCUUAUUCAUCCUAUUUCCUUGUACUCAUGGAGUCCUAGCGAAAAUCUGGAUGUAGUCCAGACAUCAUUUCCCAAUGUUAAUAAUAUUAUUUGCCAUAUUUUCCAGCCGAGGAUUUCCCUAUUCAAUGAUUAGUGGAUGUUUUUUUAUUUAAAUUUUUUAUUUACAUAGUGGUUUAUGGAGUUUUUUAAUAGUUAUUUAGAUUUGCCAAUGUCCUGGGUGUGUCAAUAGACUUGUCUUAUUGUCAUUGUGUUUCAGUAUUUACAGUGUAUUCACAAAGUAUUCAGACCCCUUCUCUUUUUCCACAUGUUGUUACGUUACAGCCUUAUUCUGAAAUGGAUUAAAUUAAAUACAAAUCCUCAUCAAUCUACACCUGUAAAAAAGGUUGUCCCCCUCCUCUCCUCUCUACCUAACUUCCCCUUCACAGUCCCUUCAGUUUCCCUUAAGUCCCGUUAGUUUGGCUGCUCAGCCUACCUAAGUUAUCCCUCACCCAUCAUAGCCCUGCCAUUCCCAAACAAACAGAGUGCUUGGAAAGGGGCAUCUGGACACUGCACCCACCCGCUCAAGUCAGAGCAUUAUUGCUGUCUGAAUUUUAUUUAUUUUUAUUUUUAUUUAACCUUUAUUGGAUGGAGAAGACUCAUGUGUCUGAGGACUUUUUAUUGUCGACAGUAACAUGAAAGUCUGACUGUUGUGUGUGAGCGUCGAAAAUAACCACAACAAUAAGAAUCCAAAUCAUUCGGAUUACCAAAAUCAUAUAAACAUAGUGUGUGUGUGUGUGUGUGUGUGUGUGUGAGUGUGUGAGUGAGUGAGUGAGUGAGUGAGACUAUCAAGAGUACAGUGAUGGGCCUCAACAUCAUGUUCUAACCGGACAGCACUAUAGUGGGCAGAACCAAACCAAUCAGUUCUAAGUAUAUAGCGGUUGAGGGCAUUCACAGCCGACCGCUUAGACGGGUGAGGGCAUACCAGCCAACCGUUUUUAUGUGGUCCUUCUAGAUGGAUUUAGUGACCAACUGUAUUUUUACAUGGUCCGUCAUUUGUCCAGAUUAGUUUUUACAAUACCACAAUGACAAAGCGAAAACCUGUGAUUGUGUCGAGGCACAUAUCUGGGGAAGGGUACCAAAACAUUUCUGCAGCAUUGAAGAUCCCCAAGAACACAGUGGCCUCCAUCAUUAUUCUUAAGUGGAAGAAGUUUGGAACCACCAAGACUCUUCCUAGAGCUGGCCGCCCGGACAAACAGUGUAAUUGGGGGAGAAGGGCCUUGGUCAGGGAGGUGACCAAUAACCUGAUGGUGACUCUGACAGAGCUCCAGUUUCUCUAUGGAGAUGGGAGAACCUUCCAGAAUGUUUGUCAGCGGCAGGGAGUGGGAGACUAGUCAGUAUCGAGGGAAAGAUGAACAGAGCAAAGUACAGCGAGAUCCUUGACAAAAACCUGCUGCAGAGCACUCAGGAACUCAGACUAGGGUGAAGUUCCACCUUCCAACAGGACAACGACCCAAAGCACACAGCCAAGACAAUGCAGGAGUGACUUCGGGACAAGUCUCUGAAUGUCCUCGAGUUGCACAGCCAGAGCCCGGACAUGAACCAGAUCGGACAUCUCUUGAGACCUGAAAAUAGCUGUGCAGCGAUGCUCCCCAUCCAACCUAACAGAGCUUGAGAGGAUCUGCAGAGAAUGGGAGAAACUCCCCAAAUACAGGUGUGCCAGGCUUGUAGCGUCAUACCCAAGAAGGCUUGAGGCUGUAAUCGCUGCCAAAAAAAAUCUAAAUGUAUUUUUGCUUUGUCAUUAUGGGGUAUUGUGUGUAGAUUGAUGAGGAAAAAUGUAUUUAAUCCAUUUUAGAAUAAGGUUGUAACGUAACCAAAUGUGGAAAAAGUCUAGCGGUCUGAAUACUUUCCAAAUGCACUGUAUGCUCCCUGGGGCACUUCCUCAGGAAGUAUAGAGGAAGGAGACGGGAUUAGUUUGGGUCUGUUACUCAAAAUACUGAAUGUACAAUAGCAUGAACUCCCACUUAUUAGUUGCCGUUCAUCUUUUAAAGGAAUGCAUCUUCAUCACACCCCUUCAUCAAGUCUCAAGAAGGUAAUGGAAUAUAAAAUACAAAAUAAACAAAUUAUGAUUAAGCGUACUUGACCAACAGUUGACAUAAUUUGUAGAUACUGUGUGCCUUUAACUAUAAAUAAAUUAACAGGUUGCUUGACUGACACUCUCUGAUGGUAUGUCAGGUCGACGUGAUAGUGCUGGUUGGCUCUCACUCAAGGUUAAGUGCAUGUGAGAGUCUUUGUGCUUGCAGACACCUGCAGCCCACUUUUCACGUUUCCCUCUCCGCAGUGCAUUCCAUCUGGUGGAAAUGCAGUACCACUCCCUCAGUGGGAGGCAGUCUGUAGGUGAUUAACACAAUACAAGUGAAUAAGGGGAGGAAGAUAAAGUAGCUUGAAUGAAAGGGUUCUCAUCUUCAGGGGUGAACACAUGGCUAAUAACGAGAUACCCAGGUGUCCACGACAUGUUCAAUUAUUCUAAAGUUAAUCUACAAGUAAACUGUAUUUUGAAGCAUGGCUGUACAAAUUAAAGGCUGCCUUUUGAGACAAUAUUAUGUCAGGCUU
Messenger RNA from Oncorhynchus kisutch (coho salmon), 5097 nucleotides. Its product is annotated as transforming growth factor beta-1 proprotein-like. Lineage: Eukaryota; Metazoa; Chordata; Actinopteri; Salmoniformes; Salmonidae. The record is from RefSeq and is a predicted model, not a curated record. The transcript is spliced from 7 exons. Gene Ontology annotation, cellular component: extracellular region. Gene Ontology annotation, molecular function: cytokine activity; transforming growth factor beta receptor binding; growth factor activity. Gene Ontology annotation, biological process: regulation of cell population proliferation; transforming growth factor beta receptor signaling pathway. The coding region runs from base 1343 to 2488 and encodes 381 amino acids.